AUCACUCUGACAGCGGCAGGAGGGCGGUGUUACGCAGCAUCAUCUGAGCUGCUCGUCGUUUUAUUGUACGGCUGCUGAUGCUGAGAGGUCGAGCUGAGAAAUAUAUAUAAACCAUGGUCGCGGAUUUAAGCUUUGCAGACCGCGUUGCAUCGUGGCGGACUGUUUUCUAGGUAUUCCGACUGCAAGGAUAAUGAGGAAAAGACGGAGCUGGAAACGUCAGUGUAACUUGAAGUGAUGGAUAAUACGAGUGUUUGAGGAUCCCCUACUUCUGACUCAAUGGCAAAGAAAGGCCGCGCCAAGGGCGAGAAGCCUGAGGCGCUCAUCUCUGCCCUGCAGGCAGCCAAUGAAGAUCUCAGGUCCAAAUUAACUGAUAUACAGAUUGAACUGCAUCAAGAAAAAUGCAAGGUGACCAAGCUGGAGCGCGAGAAGGUGCAGGAGGGCAAGCGUAUCCGCGAGCAGGAGCAGCAUCGGCACACUGUGACUCUGACGGAGCAGCGAGCACGAUGGCACGAGGAAAAACUGAAGGAGCUUGCCACGCUCAGGGAGUCGCUAACACGCCAGCACGAGCAGGAGUUAGCCCGAAACGCCAAGAUUAAAGAGGGUGAGAUCCAGCGCUUGAGGACUGCUCUCAGUGCACUGCGCGACGGCAGCGGGGAGAAAGUGCGUACCGCGCUGACUUUAGAGGCCCGAGAGGAGGCCCGGCGGUUCUUUGACCAGGAGCGUGUGAAACUGCUGCAAGAGAUCGCCGAGCUGAAGUCCGUCAAACGGCAGAAAGAUGAAGCGCUUAGUACUAUGAUUAUUGCUGAUAAGAUGAAGGCGGGAGACUUGCGCACUGAACAUCAAGCGCACCAGGAGCAAAUUACCAAGAUCAAGUGGGACUGCGAGCGAGAUAUACGUCGAUUGGUGGACGAGAUCAAGGCAAAAGACAGAACGAUCUUCUCGCUGGAGAAAGAGCUGGAAACGGCCACAGGCUUCUUGCAGAAACUGCAGCUGCAGAAAGAUGCGCUCGACGAGCAGCUGUUCCUGGUCAAAGAGGCCGAAUGUAAUCUGGGAAGCCCUAAAAGAGAGAUCCCGGGCCGCGCUGGAGAUGGAGCAGAGCACUGCGGGAGUCCGGACAUGAGGAGAAACCAGAAGCGCGUCAGUGAGCUCAAGUCCACCAUUCGUAAACUGGAAGACCGCAAUACAAUCCUAGUAGACGAAAGAAAUGAGCUGCUGAAGCGUGUUCGGGAAACGGAGAAACAGUGCAAGCCAUUACUGGAGAAGAACAAAAUAUUAAGUAAGAAAAAUGACGAACUCAGCCUGUCUCUUCAGAGGAUGGAGGAUAAAGUGAAAUCAGUCACCAAGGAGAACCUGGAGAUGAAGGAAAAGAUAACGUCGCAUCCUCCUCUGAAGAAGCUGAAGUCUUUGAAUGAUCUGGACCAAGCCAACGAUGAUCAAGAGAUCGAGUUCCUGAAGCUGCAGGUUCUGGAGCAGCAGAGCAUGAUCGAUGAGCUGACACGCGAUAGAGAAAAACUCUUGAGGAAGAAGAGGCAUAAACGAAGCAGACCUAUAAAGAGGCAUAUAGUUGUAGACACGUUCUAUGGGUAUGAUGAGGAGUCGAUGGAUUCGGAGACUUCAUCAGUGGCUUCCCUGCGCAUGGACCGAACACCAGCCACACCAGAUGAAGAUCUAGAUGAGGGUUUGGCGGCGGAGGAGUCUGAGCUGCGCUUUAAACAGUUGACUCGUGAAUAUCAGGCUCUUCAGAGAGCUUACGCCCUGCUGCAGGAGCAGAAAGGAGGAGUGCUGGAUGCAGAAAUGGAGGCUAAGGCUCAUGAGCAGCUGCAGGCUGAAGCUCACAGGUAUAAGGCUAAAAUCGAAGACCUGGAAAAAGAGCUCUCUCUAAAAGGACAGGACUCUAGAUGGGUGGAGGAGAAGCAGUUGUUUAUGAGACGCAACCAGGAGCUGCUGGAUAAGGUCGACAAGUUGGAGAGUGAAAAUGGAAAACUGCAGCAGGAACUACAGGACUCUAGAGAUCAGAACGAGCUGCUGGAGUUUCGCAUACUUGAGCUGGAGGAGCGUGAGAGGAGGUCGCCUCCAUUUACCCUUCAGAUCCAUCCUUUCUCUGAGGGAGUGAGUGCACUGCAGAUCUACUGCAUCAAGGAAGGAGUAAAGGACGUGUGUAUUCCAGACCUCAUCAAGCUGUUGGAUAUACUCGGAGAUAAUGGGAACUUGAGGAAUGAGGAGCAGGUGGCUAUUAUUCAAGCGAGUACCGUGCUGUCUCUCGCUGAGAAGUGGAUUCAGCAGAUCGAAGGUACAGAAGCGGCUCUGCAUCAGAAGAUGAUGGACCUGGAGCUGGAGAUGGAGAUGUUCUGCAAACAGAAGGGAUAUUUGGAGGAGGAGCUGGACUACCGGAAGCAGGCGCUAGACCAGGCCUACAUGCAAAUCCAGGAGCUGGAGGCCACUCUGUACAACGCAUUACAGCAGGACAAAGUGAUCAAAUACGGCGAGCCACUGGACGAGCUGCAGAAGGACGAGUUACGCACGGCUGUGGAGAAACUGCGCAGACAGAUGCUGCGCAAGAGCCGAGAGUACGACUGUCAGGUGCUGCAGGAGCGCAUGGAGCUGCUCCAUCAGGCCCAUCAGAGGAUCAGAGACCUGGAGGAUAAGACUGACAUUCAGAGAAGACAGAUUAAAGAUCUAGAGGAGAAGUUUCUAUUUCUCUUUUUAUUCUUCUCUCUUGCCUUUAUUCUUUGGCCUUGAUGUCUGUGACAUCUCCUGCAGAGGAUUUGAAGCAACCUGGAGCUGUCGCAUGCAAGCUUGAGUCGUCCGGUUGUAAAGACUCAAGGUGUAUUAGUGGAUCUUUUGUUUUGCUUGUGUGGAAGUGGGACAACUUUAUUUGGGAUCACCUGCUCUGGAUUGGACCUCUGGAUUAAACCGGGAUGUUUGAAAUCACACUUACAGAUCAAUACAAAGUUUGACUCCGUCAUCAACCCAGAUUGUGGAUUAUCUCUGCCAUGCAGGGACCUGCUUUUACCCUGUCUUUAUUGCAUCUGCCAACCCGCAAACCUCUUUCUUUCUCGCUCUGUCUUUCUGUCUCUCCUCCAACAAUCACUUUGGGGAAUUAAAAAUGAACUGCUGGACAGGAUUUAAGGCUGCUGACUCAGGGCCUGUUGGUGCGGUGACUGUCGCAGGACCCCCUUAGGAGAGGUGUCUUCCUCACUGCCUGAACAAAAAAAGGACAAAGAGACAAACUGAGAGAGAAAGCAAGACCGUCCACUACAAACCAUCCACACUGGCCGUUUCUGUUCACCCCUUGAAAGAUGAGUACACGACUGCCUGGUGGCUUUUACUUCCUAUAUUGGGCCUCAUUCUUCUAUCACAAACAAAUGUAUCGUGUAAAUCCUUCCUAAAGGCAUAAUUCAAAGCAAACAUGACGGUAAAACACGAACGCGGUUAUGAAUGUAAUAAAACAUUUGCUUGUUUGUUGUAAAAAUUCAUAAUAAUAACAAAGAGUACUAAUUUGAGCCAUGCUGCCAUUGUAGCAAGUGUAUUUUGGGAUUUUUUUAACGAAAAUUUUGAGUGUGGUCCAGAAAAAUCUCUGUUUUAAGGGGUAUCUAGCCCUUCCCUUUAGCCCUACCCCCUAAAUCUAAAGAGAAUUGAGACACCCCUACCCCUUCACGUGAACGUGCGAGGUAAGGGGAAGGGCUAAGGUGUAGAAUUAGGAUUGGGCCUAAAUUUGACGAAACAUAACUUACGUUUUGUCCAUUUAGUGGCUAAUUCGUACCAAUUCAGUUGUACAACGAUGAGUUCAGUCGUACAAAAUUUCAAGAGUUCACACUUAGCUCAUGAUUUAUACAUAGCUUG
Danio rerio (zebrafish) is the source of this 3843-nucleotide messenger RNA. Lineage: Eukaryota; Metazoa; Chordata; Actinopteri; Cypriniformes; Danionidae. The record is from RefSeq and is a predicted model, not a curated record.